This is a messenger RNA of Zingiber officinale, 1198 nucleotides long. RefSeq names its product ACT domain-containing protein DS12, chloroplastic-like. The transcript has 6 exons. Bases 750 to 1190 code for a protein of 146 amino acids. The record is from RefSeq and is a predicted model, not a curated record. NCBI's taxonomy places the organism in Eukaryota, Viridiplantae, Streptophyta, Magnoliopsida, Zingiberales, Zingiberaceae.
AACUCCUAUCUUCCGAUCAUUUUUGAUCCCGAACCCUACUCCCAACUCCACAUCUCACGCGGCCUUCUCCAUCCAACUCCUCUCCGGCGAACCACUCCUCCGAACUCUCCAUCAAGACCACACCUUCAUCAAGCGACAGAUCCCGGUGUUGAGGCGAUCGACCAUGACAGAUCGACCCAUCUCUUAGCCUCCUUCUCCCCCGACGUUGAGGAGGUGACUGGUAUGAGGAGGACAAGAUGAGCGUGAGUCCAGUGCCUGCCUCGGACACCCAUGGCAACCUGGAUGAGCAGAUCGCGCAGCUCAUGCAGUGCAAGCCGCUCGCCGUACAGGAGAUCUGAGGUUGAGUGGGUUUUCUGCUCAAGCUCCUCCUCUCAGGCUAACGCAGAAGAAUGACGGUGCUUGCGAUGGCUUUCGGGGUCCUCCGACCGAGCCUUGGUCUGAAUCUGGAGCCGGGAGGUGCUGGCUUGUGGCCCACCCUUUUGAGCCACUCGCUUUUGCGCGUAGUGGAGCAGCCUUUCUCUGACGCUGCACCGUGCAUCACAGCACACGAGGGAUACGAUGCCUGAGAGCGUAGAGUUGAUGAUUUUAGUGGCUGCCAUUUUUUUCUUGCCUUAAUAGCGGCCAAAAAGAUUUGGCGUGGACGACCUAGACCUUGAUCUCUCCCCUCUCUCUCUCUCUCUCUCUCUCUCUGUCACUCUCUCAUUUUGUCCUAGGGUGCGACCUUGGCGGCGGCUGUGGGGUUGUGGGCGAUGGCUAAGAGAGUGGACAAGCAGGUAAAUCUCUUCUACUGUGCCGAGUGCGAGGAGCUCGCCAAGAAAGUGGCCGAUCACUCCGACGCCAUCCAGCUCCGGACUAUCUCUUGGAGAUGUCCAUCCCAACACACUCCUAGAGCUACAUACCCAACUGCUGUUGAGGAUGACAGUUCCAAAGAGACUGACAGAAUUCCAACACCUAAAGUGAUAAUUGAUCAAGACUCAAACCCAGAUGCAACCAUCGUCGAGGUAGCCUUUGGCGAUCGCCUUGGAGCACUACUUGACACUGUUAGGGUGCUUUGCGAAAAAGCUAAGGAGGUUUUAAUGGAAGAAAGCAAUGUUCAGGCCAACUGUUCAAUCUGUUCAAAGCUCACAAAGAUCCUAGACAAAAUCCAAUUGCUCACAAGAUUAUUUUGUGCUCUUUUGUUUUAUUUGUGAAUAUCACU